Molecule: messenger RNA, 3605 nt
Organism: Prorocentrum cordatum
Lineage: Eukaryota; Dinophyceae; Prorocentrales; Prorocentraceae
Source: the annotation of a GenBank genome assembly
GUCGCGAUGUAUGCAGAAACUGGCAAGUUCCUACAACAGCCACGGUCACUACCACACGCCUCAUCACGGUUUUUAACUACGAAAUCCAGAUGGACCUGCGGUUUCUUCACAGCCUCAUCGACAGGCCACAACUCCAGCGAACCACCAUGCACCUCAUUGACGCCUGCGCGCGGUGGUCGGCGAACGGCGCCCUCAAGGACAAGGAGGAGAUCACGCUGUGCACCCGCAUCAGUGAGUUAUGGGUGACCAUGCGCGGGCCUAUGAGGACCUUGGUCCAAGACGGUGAAUCUGGCAUGAAGGGCAGAGCAGUGGCGGAUUGGGCGGAGGCGAACCGUAUCCAGCUCAAGUGCCGGCCUCCCGGUUCGAAAGCUUGGAUUGCAGAACGGCACCAACAGAUCCAACGCAAAACCUUCCACUCCACUGAAGGCCAGAUGCAGACAGAGGGCAUUUAUGCCCCUGUAGAGCAGACGCUGGCGACCGUCACAUUCGCGCACAAUGCCUUGGUGAACGCCGAUGGGAGUGCGGCGUACCAAGCCUUGUGCGGCAGGACGCCCGCCCCCCUCCCCACCUUCGACGGCGCGACAGAGGCGGAACGUGAUGAUCGACUUCCUCGCGGCGAGACGCCGGCUCGCAGUCAAGCGCGAAUCAGAGAGAUCGCCGCGGCCAAGAUCGUGGAUCACACGGCAAAAGACCGCCUGCGACGAGCGGGCCACCACAGGGCGCGGCCUGCUCUGGCACUCGCGAAGUUGAAGGUCGGACAACAGGUCGACAUCUGGUUCGAGCCGUCGUCCAAGGACGUGAGCGGCUGGCGGGGGCCAGCGGUGGUCAAGACGAUCCAGCACGACGAGAACGCUGUGACGGUAAGCAGCGCAUUGCGCGACGCGCGCGAGAAACUCAACCUCAAGGCGGUGAAAGUGUACGGACUCGUGCACCACAGCGACACACGCAACCCCAGCUGGCAUCUGACGAAGGCCAGCCAGACGAAGUCAGGACACCAAGUCUUGGAAGCAGGCCUCUUUGUGGCAUCUACGGUGGUCCGCAUUGCAGAGUGCACCACUGUGAGACUGUCGCGGGGAGCGUCCUCCCUACAGCCGCUCUUGAACUUCAGUUAUAGUGAGCUGUGGAUCUGGCACUCGACGCUCCAAGGCGGGGGCGAGGACAAUCCCCCCAUGGUGUUCGACAGUGCGGACGGCGACCUCGACAGGAGCAUCGACGUCAAGAACUUGGUCAGCAACGACCCGGCCAUCCACUCCGGGGAGGCCUCUUGGAGGGGCUAUUGCGUCGUGCAGUUCUCGGGGGCGAAGCCCGAGGAUACGGAAGGCCUGAUCAGACGGUAUCCUGGCAUGCGCCUGAUGGCUGGGAGCAGCCAGCCGGAGAGGUACAAGGUCGCGAUCUCCAUGGACAACGGCAUCUUCGCUAAUGUUGGGGGCCAUGCGAACCCCUCCACCACCGCCAGCGCCACCAGCGCCCCCAGCAGCAGCCAAGAUUGCAGCCGCUCCGCGCUCUCGAUCGCCGCGGUUGCCAUCACCACCUACGCCUAUGGAGACGGCGUUGCAAGGCGGUGGAACGCCACCUCCCCCCCCGCAGCCUCCAGCACAGACAGCGGCAACACCGAGGUCUCGCUCGCCACUGGGGCCGAAGGCGACACCGAUCGCAGGCACGACUACAGCCACCAGACCACUUGUGCCACUUCCAUGGCGGCGGUCAGGAAGGAGGAGGGGGACGACGAUCGUGACGAAAAGGACCUCAAGACGUGGUUAGUGGAGAUCAAUGAGGCCGACAGCGAUGAGGGCGAUCUGCUUCCAGACGUGCCCUGCGAAGAGGACCCCGGAACGGGGGGGGAUUCGUUCCUGGCCGCCGACGAGCCUCUCAGCACGAUCUCGAAAGCACUCACCGACCUGAGCGCGCAAGACAUGGCAAACCAUGCCAUUGACAUAACCAGGGCAAAGAAGCAUGAGCUGACGAGCCUCCAUGAUUUGGGUUGCUUCCGCAGGCUCCGGCGGAGCUUGGCGAAUAUCAUCGUGGACACCAGGUGGGUCUUGAAGUGGAAGUACAAAGAGAACAAGCACUUCAUCAAGGCCCGACUCACGAUGCGUGGGUUCAAAGACCACGACGAAAAUUUGGCCAUUUUCGCCGGCACGGCAACUCGAUGGGGCCAGCGCGUUGUGAACGCCAUCACAGCGCAGCAGGACGAUUGGGCGCUGUUCAGCAUCGGCGUCAGCGCCGCUUUCGCGAAGGGCCUGACUUUCCAAGAGCUUUAUGAGUUGACAGGCGAACCUCUUCGUGUUGUGCAGUUCGAAUUGCAUCCUGAUGAUAUCAAUCUGCUGAGAGAGAUUCCUGGCAACAAGGAUUUCAAUCCCAGCACAGAAGUCAUCCAGAUGGUCAAGGCAGUGUAUGGCCUGAAGGACGUACCGCGAGCAUGGCGCAAGAAAUUGCACUUGAUCCUCGAAGGCUUCGGCCUGAAAGCCCUGUUCGCAGACCCACAACUGCACGUACUCCACGACGCGAAUGUCAAGUUGAACAUGAUUCUCAGUGCACACGCCGACGACUUGAAGGGUGGAGCCCCUAAAACAAUAGCUAUGGAGCUCCUCAAGCACUUGGAGAAACACGUGGGCACUUGCACACAGGAGUGGACCAACUUUUCACACGUUGGCAUCGAGCAUGUGACCAGAGCAGACGGCAUUUACACGCACCAAGAGAAGUACGUGGCUUCUAUCAGGGAGAUCGACAAGAAAUUCUACGCUGAUUUGCAAGACGAGCAGAACGGCAGCGUUGAGGCGAAGAGCCACUACUCCACACUCCUUGGCGGCGUUGCCUGGCUCUGCCUCACAAUGCCGGCCAUAGCGGCGUGCGCGCAGGCGCUUCAGCGACGCGGAGCCGAACCGAGAGCACAGGACCUGAAGCGCUUGAACCUUGUUUUGCGUUGGGUCCGCCGGCGCAAGGUCGGCAUCCUGUUCAGGAAGUUGCCAGGGCGCCUCCGACUUGUUGGGGUCGCAGAUGCAGCAUUCAAGGCGAUUCCCGACGAGUCGUCUGGACUUGCACUCCGCGGCUGCGUCAUCGUCCUCAACACAGAUUGCGACGCGACGCCAGCAUCUCCAGAUGGGGCUUGCAACAUCUUGGAGUUCCAGUGCCGACGCCAACGCAGAGUAGUUCGUUCGACCUUCAGUGGCGAGCUGAAUGGGUUGGUUGACACCCUGGAGAUCCUCCUGGUUAUCCAGAUAUGCUUCCACCAGAUCUACCACGGCUGCGCGGCCACAGCCAAGAGCCUGGCGGACGACCUGGACAACGGACGACUCCAACCUCCAGUGGACGCAGCAGUUGACGCCAGGAGCGUGUUCGAUUGCUUGGCCGCCACCGACGUGGGCGAGCUCGUUGAGGGCAGUCUGAAGCUGCAUGUGCUCUCUCUCAGGGAGCGCCUGCAGUCUGGCACCCUGCGACGCCUCUUCUGGACGGACACAAGGAAUAUGUUGGCGGAUGGCCUCACCAAAGGGUCAGUCCCCCGUGGCCAGCUGAUUGCUGUCAGCAACAGAGGCGAAUACCGCGCAGCGCACGCCGCGGCCAGCACGACCGUGUCGAACGGCCGCAAGCAGACCACUGGCAGCACG